Thamnophis elegans (Western terrestrial garter snake) is the source of this 2525-nucleotide messenger RNA. RefSeq names its product dynein light chain Tctex-type 1 (gene DYNLT1). The record is from RefSeq and is a predicted model, not a curated record. Gene Ontology annotation, cellular component: cytoplasm; cytoplasmic dynein complex. The transcript has 5 exons. The coding region runs from base 181 to 522 and encodes 113 amino acids. Gene Ontology annotation, biological process: microtubule-based movement. NCBI's taxonomy places the organism in Eukaryota, Metazoa, Chordata, Lepidosauria, Squamata, Natricidae. Gene Ontology annotation, molecular function: dynein intermediate chain binding.
GCCCAGCAACCCCCCCCACCUCCCCGGUCGGGACUGCCUGUCUGCGUCCAGUGAUUGGCUGAACGCGUCGACCGCAGUGCGCAACCGCAAAAGAAAAGAGGAGGAGGGAGGGAGUUCGUCGCGUAGCGGCCAACGAACGCGCGGGGGUUGGAGCCGAGCUGAGUCAGAAGGAGGAGGACGAUGGAUGAGCUCCAGUCUGCCGAGGAGACUGCAUUUAUUGUGGAUGAAGUAAGCAACAUUAUAAAAGAGGCCAUAGAAGGAACAAUAGGUGGCAAUGCAUAUCUGCAUAGCAAGGUGAACCAAUGGACUACAACUGUUGUGGAGCAGAUUUUAAGUCAGUUGACAAAACUGGGGAAACCAUUCAAAUAUGUUGUGACCUGUGUGAUUAUGCAAAAAAAUGGGGCUGGACUUCACACUGCAAACUCUUGCUUCUGGGACAAUGCCGCUGAUGGAGCCUGCACUGUAAGAUGGGAGAACAAGACUAUGUACUGUAUUGUCAGUGCCUUUGGACUUGCAAUAUAAUUGCCUUGAAAUCCUUCAGAUCUUGUCAUUGCUUUAAGUCCACUAAAGUUGAAUUCGGUGAAUAACUAAGACUUCCCCAUUCUUUCUGAGGAAAAACAGGAGAGAAAUUUCAGUACUGUUAUAUAAGCAUGAUCCCUUGUUCACACCCAAACUCUGUCUUAACACUUUAAGGACUUUUUCUCAAGGUGCUAAAACCUGAAACUUGCUGCACUUCUCUAUAGCUUUACUCCACCUGUGUGAGUAAGACUGAUUUUCACUCUAGAUUUGUUUGUUUAUUAAAUUAUUGAAGCUCUGAAUAUGUGUAUGUUCAUUCCUAAAACUUUAAAAAAAAUUGAAAUGAGGAUAAUGUCAUGAUUGCAGCAGUGGCUGACCUUAGCUAGUUUUGAAAGUAAGCAGAGCAAAUAUAGUAUUUGGGGUCCCCAAUGGAAGCCCCAUCUAUUUAAAAAAAAUAAUUCUACUGGUAUGUUCAUGUGAUCACCAGGAAUGAGUUUGAAGGUAUCUUUGCCCCAACUUUUAGUAGUCUGGUAUUCAAUAUGCUGAAGUUCUGAAAGAGUAUCAUUAUUCCUUCAUCUCAUUAGCUUCCUGGGCAUUUUGUUUUGGCUGGCAUACCCAUGUAAAGCAUGGGCAGAAUUAAAGAAAGGCUAAUUGACAUUAAUGCAGAAGUUCAGUAUAAAAUUUUAUUAUGAAUAAAUUGAAUUUCAUGAUUUUUAUUUUGCACUAUUUCUAGUAUUUGCUAAAAAAAAUCCUUUACAUUGAAUGUUACUUUUAUGCUGUGGGAAAAUUCUGUUUCAUAUUCCAAACCUCACCAUAAUUACAAACAGCAGAUUCCCUGAAGCCCGGAGAUUACACAUUACAAUAAACCAUGCAUAUCCCUUCUUCAAGCAAAAUUAAAUUUACAAAUGUACUCAUUAAUAUAGGCAUUUUGAAAAAAAAGCACUAGCCACAUUUUGAUAUAAAAUUUUCUAUAUUUGCGUUGUUACACAGCUGUUUAAAAAUAUUGAAAUCUGUUGAAUCGCGUUGAAAGGAUUUUUCCAUAUAUAUAUUGGCACAAGUGGAGCAUAAGACAACAAACACAACGAAAGAGCCAUAGAGCUAAUGUGCAAAAUGAUUGCACAAUCUCAGGUAUUUUUCCCCCUCAGGUUUUGUAUCAAAUUUGACCCAAAAACUUAAUAGCAUGUAUUUCUGAAUAAACAUACACAAAAUUGGAAUUAAAAUCACCAUUAAAAUAAUUGAUUUUUUUCAACAUACCACUUAACUUCUAAUUUCCAAGUAUAUUAUGCUUAAUGUUAACUUGUGUUGCUCUUGGUGGUACUGAAAAAGCCUCAAUUUGAUCCUUUUCAAAUAUUUUUAUGAUAAUGUGUGGUUAACCUCUCCCUGUCCUACACAAUCUGCUGCUUUCCUGGUUUAAUCAGGUUAUUCUGUCCAAUCAUCGAUUUCCUAAAAGAGCAGCUGCUUUCACUAAAGGAAACAUGGCAUUGUCAGAGGACAUUUUAAAACAAAAUUUUUCAGGCUUGGGAGGGGGUAAAAUUCCUACUGCUAACAUGAAAAUUAUUGGAGUCCACCUAAUAACUGAGUAAAUUAAAGAAUAGACUCAUGUACCCAUAAUACUGAUAAGUCAUUUUAUAAUGAGAAUCACCACCACCACCCCAACCUGAGAGCUGUAAGUGAGAGUAUUUAAAACCCUUUUUUAUUAAUAGCUCCCUAGCUUGAUACUGGAAAAAUACAUUUGUAUCCAAGUGAAUCUUCUUAACUGGGAGUUCUCAGUAUUGCCUCAACUAAAAGUAUGAAAUAGAUCCUGUCUCAUUACACCACUGCAUAAUGUACAUACAAAAGUAUUCUGUGAUGAAUAAUGUGUCUAAAAAAUAGUCUCAAUUUCCAAUAAGGAGCAAGGUACAAAAAGAGCAGCAGCACUCAUUUUUAUUGUAUUUUCCCAGUUAAGCGUCCUUUUGUAUGUAUUUGGAAGUUUCCUUUUGACUUUUCCAAAACUGAAAAAUACCACAGUA